UCUUGAUAACUUAAAAAUGUUUCUAAGUUCAUAUAAAUCACAGCAUACCAUAUUUGCUUGUGAUGGAAUGGAUAAUUAUUCAUCAUUUGAACAAUAUUCGAUUAAUGAACUUUGUGGUUUAUUAACUUCAUAA
This is a messenger RNA of Funneliformis mosseae, 133 nucleotides long. Lineage: Eukaryota; Fungi; Glomeromycota; Glomeromycetes; Glomerales; Glomeraceae. The record is from the annotation of a GenBank genome assembly.